AUGCCUCUUUACAAUAUCACUCUGAAGGCCGACGCUCCUGUCGAGGAGCUGGAUAAGGCCAAGGCCACAGCCAAGGAGAAGGGCGGUGUGAUCCGACAUGAAUACAGCAUCAUCAAGGGUUUCACUGUCGAGUUCCCCGAUGAUACUGUCCAAACCUUCGAAUCUACCGAGCACGUCCAUGUCGAACAGGAUGGAGCUGUGACUACGCAGUAA
Messenger RNA from Penicillium paradoxum, 213 nucleotides. RefSeq lists its product as uncharacterized. The record is from RefSeq and is a predicted model, not a curated record. The coding region runs from base 1 to 213 and encodes 70 amino acids. Gene Ontology annotation, molecular function: endopeptidase inhibitor activity. Gene Ontology annotation, biological process: vacuole fusion, non-autophagic. Lineage: Eukaryota; Fungi; Ascomycota; Eurotiomycetes; Eurotiales; Aspergillaceae. The transcript is spliced from 4 exons.